Molecule: messenger RNA, 1818 nt
Organism: Poecilia latipinna (sailfin molly)
Lineage: Eukaryota; Metazoa; Chordata; Actinopteri; Cyprinodontiformes; Poeciliidae
Product: general transcription factor II-I repeat domain-containing protein 2-like
Source: RefSeq, a predicted model, not a curated record
AUGUUCAGAAAGAGAAAAGUUGAUGCAGACGGAAGAUUGUUUCAAGAAAGAUGGGAAGGCGAAUACUUGUUUGUGCUUCAAGGAGAAAGACCGGUAUGUCUUUUGUGUUACGAGGCGGUGUCGGUUGUCAAAGAGUACAAUCUGCGUCGACAUUUUGACACCAAACACGGAGCUAAGUACGCUCAAGCUAGCCUUCAAGAAAAGCAACAAAUUGCCCAAGAAUUAAAAGGCAAACUGCGGUCGCAGCAGAGUUUGUUCACGAAAUCCACAGCCAAAAACGAGGCGGCAGUGAAAGCUAGCUUCAUUGUGGCUAAAGAAAUCGCCCACGCUUCCAAGUCUUUUUCAGAUGGAGCGUUUUUGAAGCAGUGCAUGCUGAAGGUCUGUGAGCAGGUGUGUCCCGACCAGUUACAGACUUUUAAAAAUGUCAGUUUAUCAAGAAACACCAUUGCGAACCGAGUGAAGGAACUAGCAGAAAAUCUUACAACACAGCUGGCCGAGGAGACACGCAGCUACACAGCUUUUUCAUUAGCUGUUGAUGAAAGCACAGAUAACACAGACACAGCGCAGUUAUCAAUUUUUAUUAGAGGCGUAAAGUCGGACCUCUCUAUCACUGAGGAGCUGUUGGAUGUGACUGCAAUGCAUGGGACCACGACGGGACAGGACAUUUUUGAUGCGGUGGAGAAGUCCGUAAGUAAAAAUGCAUUGCAGUGGGAAAACUUGGUGGGCUUAACUACAGACGGUGCACCGGCAAUGUGUGGAGGAAAAGUGGGCUUGGUUGGACUAAUGAAGAGGAAAAUGCAAAAAAUGAACUGUCACACGCCUCUGAUAACGUAUCAUUGCAUUAUCCAUCAAGAAGCUUUAUGUGGGAAGGUGCUGGGGAUGGAGGACAUUGUGACCACAGUCAUGAAAACAGUGAACUUCAUUCGGGCACGUGGCCUGAAUCACCGUCAGUUCCAGCAGUUUUUGCUGGAGAUGGGCUCGGAACACGGGGAUGUGCCGUACCAUACAGAAGUGCGGUGGCUGAGUAGGAGCAAAGUCCUCAAGCGAUUUUUUGAGCUCAGGGAAGACAUUGCUCUUUUUAUGCAGAGUAAAGGAAAACUCAUGUCUGAACUAUCAGAUCCAAAGUGGCUGUGUGACUUUGCUGUGUUGUGUGACAUAACCGACCAUCUCGCCCAGCUGAAUCAGAAGCUACAGGGACGCAAACAAGUCAUCACGCAGAUGUCCGACACGAUCAUGGCUUUCCAGCGUAAAUUGGACUUAUGGAUGUGGCAAGUGAAACAGGACAAUCUUGUCCACUUUCCUGUUUGUCAGAGCAUGUCAGCCUCGUUUCCCGAGACUUUUUCAUGUGCUCAGCUAGCUACCAAACUGAGCUAGUUAAAGACUGAGUUUGAGCGGCGCUUCUCUGACUUCAGAGCGCAACAGUCUGGCUUUGACAUCUUUGCCAAUCCUUUCACCACCGAUGUCUGCACUGCACCCCAACACCUUCAGAUGGAGCUAAUUGAGCUUCAAAGCGACAGUGGCCUGAAAGCAAAGUUCCAGGAUGCUGCAAUCCAGGACUUUUACCGUCUGAUGCCCCCUGGUUUGAUGCCACAGCUUCGACUUCAUGCUGCCCGUGUUCUGUCCAUGUUUGGAAGCACCUAUCUGUGCGAACUUUUUUCCAUAAUGAAUCUGAACAAAAACCAGCACAGAUCACACCUCACGGAUGACAACCUCCAUGCUGUUCUACGCAUUGCCUCAGCACAGGACCUAAAGCCAGACAUUGACACACUGGCAACGGGAAAACGGUGUCAGACAUCUGGUCAGAAAAACACAGGUUAG